UUCCAAGUCGCGAAUGUUGAAGGGUGGAAGUGCUCUCGGGUAACAGAAAGUAACGUUAUAGAUUUUUCCUUAGUUUGUCAGUCUGUUCUCGCUACAAGCUGAUAAUGAGCUCGGAGAAGGCUGCAUACGUUGUCGAAGCUGCCGGCCGGGCCCGCCGAGACCGACCCGGCGCGGCCCGAAUGGUGACGGUGGCCGUGGCGGUGGGGGCGGGGGUGCUGGUGGUGGCGGCCCUCGUCCUCCUCUUUCAUGAGGAAAAGCAUGUCCGUGAAAACUCCGCUCAACUGAAAGACCAGAUCCUGACGCUGAAGGAUCGUACCUUGGCCAUGGAGAUCAAACAAGACACCGCUGCCAAAGACAACCAGGAAGUGACGGCCCUGAAAAUCCAACUGUCGUCUCUGAAGACGGAGUUACAGCAGGAGAAAGCUGACGGCGCAUCUUUGAGGGAGCGGCUGGCUGUGUUGGAGACCAAGUUCCAACUCGGGCAUGCUGAGGAACACAGCUUUGGGAACUUUCGAGAGGACGAGAGGCCGAACCAAGCUGACAGUGUCCCUGAACACAACGCCACCUUGCGGAGGUACAGGCGCUCCGACAACUCCGUCACGACACCUGCCGGCCUCUUCCGGGGCCCUGAAGGACCGGCCGGACGAGACGGGCGGGACGGCCGUGAUGGUGCUCCCGGGCCACCCGGGCCUCCCGGUCCAUUUGGCGGAUGUGGAGGGUGUGGAGGACAAUCCUGCCCACAGAAGCCGUGCACUGCAGUACCACUAGGUAUGGAGAGCGGCGCUAUUCCUGAUGGCCACAUCACUGCAUCCAGUCAGUACAAUACUGGCAGUUGUGCCACCAGCAAAGCUCGCCUUCAUUCCCAGGAGGGCGCCGGAGCCUGGUGUGCUGCACAGAACAACAACCAGCAGUGGUUACAGGUUGACGUGGGAGCAGAGACUACUGUAGCUGGAGUUAUCACCCAGGGUAGAGCUGGUGCAGAUCAGUGGGUGACCUCCUACAAACUACGCUUCAGCAGAGACGGAAUCACAUGGUCUACAUACCUGGAUAACCUGGGACGUGAUAGGGUUUUCUCUGGCAACUCUGAUCGAGACACCGAAGUGCGCCACCUGUUGGAGCCGCCGGUAACUGCACGUUACGUCCGGUUCUGGCCACAGGCAUGGAACUCUCACCUCAGUAUGCGGGUGGAGGUCUUGGGACAGGACUGCACCGGUGACUAGACACAGCAUGCAGACUUGGAGAUUUCCAAAGCACAGAUUUGCACACAACAGGAUACACAUGUAUCUGCUUUGCAGUUUGAAGUGAAACACGUUUUCUUAUUUUACUUAUUGUGAUAGUUCACACCUAUGAUGUGUUUUCUUUAAACUGUUAUCAUCUCAGUAAAAAAAGUAAUAUUGUUGCUGGUAUGUUUGUUUGGCUUGGUGUUUGCAGUUAUUUGAGGUGGCCUAGGUGGGUUCAGAAACUGUACAUGUAUCUCAUGAGUCAUGGCUACACUGAGAGUUACUUGAUGUAUUUAGGGUUACUGAUUUAAAGCUUGUGACAACAAUGUUCAGCCUUAAUUAUAUUAAUACAAUGUCCUAAUGAUUACAGCAUUACACUUUUAUAUUGUAGCCGACCUGUAUUGUGUAGUGCUUGAUGAAAAUGUCAAUGGCUUCAUGAUGUAAAGAAGAAUGACUACAUUCCUUGUUUUUAUAUGCUGGUGUUGCUGUCCUUAGUUACUACACUGCCUUUAGUCGUGGAGAAAUUUUGACUAAUGUUUGCACACAAGGCGAUGAUACAAUAUAACAAUACAAAUGUAACGUCAGCUACUUCGUUUGUGCAGAAGUUAUCAGGCAUUUAUACUCAGAAAUAAAGCAGACUGUUCCACA
Molecule: messenger RNA, 1868 nt
Organism: Branchiostoma floridae (Florida lancelet)
Lineage: Eukaryota; Metazoa; Chordata; Leptocardii; Amphioxiformes; Branchiostomatidae
Exons: 7
Coding region: 105-1220 (371 amino acids)
Source: RefSeq, a predicted model, not a curated record